UCUCUGGACGAAUCCGUUCCGUGUUGCGCGUUCGAGUCCGCCUCUCCGCGCCCCUGCUUCCCAUUGACGCACUUUUUAAGCGUCUUCCCCUUCUCCACCUUAAGGCGAGCAGCAGCAGCAGCGACCAAUCACCAUGCCAUUACAGCCUUCAGAGGAAGCUGUUUAUGGGACUGCAGCGCUAAUUAGGCUCAUGAACUAACAAAUCUGCCUGCACGAACCCGGCGAGGAAAACGAUCACAUCCAUGGAUUAGUCUGGGAGUAGCCGAGCACUUUUUAUUUUUGGCUUUCUCGACACUGCCGCCUUUCCCCCCCCAACUUAUUUACUGCGCAGAAACUUUCCCCUCUUUUCUUGGUUGUGGAGUAUUUUUUAAGCGAGAGCACCAACGACAACUUUAACUUAAACUGGGGAAUCUGGACUAUCAGACCAUGUUUCAACCUACACCCAAGAGGUGUUUUACUAUAGAGUCUUUAGUGGCGAAGGAUAAUCCUGUACCGGUGUCCCGCACAGAGGAGCCCAUCAGGCCAGCGGCUCUCAGCUAUGCAAACUCCGGCCAGAUGAACCCCUUCCUCAACGGCUUUCACUCCGGCGGCAGGGGCGUCUACUCUAACCCGGACUUGGUGUUUGCGGAGGCGGUCUCUCAUCAGCAAAACUCCGCUGUCCCGGUGCAUUCGGUGGCCCCGCCGCACGCUCUGGCUCACCCGCUUUCGUCCUCACACAGUCCGCACCCUCUUUUUGCCAGCCAGCAAAGGGACCCCUCAACUUUCUACCCCUGGUUAUUACACAGAUAUAGGUACUUGGGUCACAGAUUUCAAGGUAAUGAAACGAGUCCAGAGAGCUUCCUUUUGCACAACGCGCUGGCCAGAAAGCCCAAAAGAAUCCGGACAGCUUUUUCACCUUCGCAACUCCUGCGGCUCGAGCACGCGUUUGAGAAAAACCAUUACGUGGUGGGAGCAGAAAGGAAACAGCUCGCCCACAGCCUUAGCCUCACAGAAACUCAGGUAAAAGUGUGGUUUCAGAACCGGAGGACGAAGUUCAAGCGGCAGAAGUUGGAGGAGGAGGGCUCGGAGUCUCAGCAGAAGAAGAAAGGAUCGCAUCAUAUAAACCGGUGGAGAAUGGCGACUAAACAGGGGAGCCCAGAGGAAAUUGAUGUCACUUCGGACGAUUAAAAAAAAGACUAUAUUAUAAGCGUCUGAGUGAAGGAGGACAUGGAUAAAGGAUGCCGUGUAGAGACAGUGAGGGGGUUAAAAAGCCAAUGUCACAUUUCUGAUCUCCGGAGAUCGGCAGCUGAGGGUGAGAGAAACCCGACUGGUGGCACUGCUGUCACCGCGUGGGUCUGUCAAUCCACGAGCCAGGAAAAUGUGACUGACAGUGUCUCAGUCCACCCACCUGAACCCUUCCACGCACCAACCACCACCACUACAAUCUCCCAUCUACCACCACCUCAUUUUUUGUUUUCUUCUCCAAUUCAUAUUGGACGUUUGCACUUCAGAAGGUUUUUUUGUUAUUUUAUUUUUUAAACAAACAAAAACGUUUCCACUUCAAAAAACCAAAACACCAAACUGCUUUUUGUAAAACUUGAAUUGCAUGGUAUAGUUUUUUUUUUCUUCCUGGUAGUUGUUUUAAUUUGGCAAGUUUUACUCAAACCGAGAAGAAGAAGAAGAAAAAAAAAUAUCAAUUUUGUUUUUAACUCUAUUUUCAAACAGAGAUGUCGUGCUUCUUCCUUUUUACAAAGUGUGCAGUCUUUAAUUAAUGAUUCUCGUGUAAACGUGAUUUGUGAAAACAUGAAGUAGCGGUGCUGCGUUAUGGUGUUUUUUUAUUUUUAUUUUUUGUUUAAUAAAAUAGAACAAAAAUUGAAUUUCGAUUUACAAAAAAAAAAACUUUCUAAUAAGUGAAUCAGACCACAGUUAAUAGUACUUAAAGGGAAGGUAUCAGGACAUUCCUUUAACCUAAAGCUUUACCAAUGUGUCGCUGUGGCCCCACGCAGCCUGCUGUCAGGACUCGACCCUCCAGUGAAAGUUGCCACGAAGGACUAAAUGCAAGCAUUGAGAAAAAAAAAAAAAAAAAAAAAAAAGAAGCACUGAGAUUAUUCCAUGUACAGAAAUGCUAAAAGUUAAUGUUUCUGUUAAAACCCUCUUUUACAGAAUGUAAAUAAUUUUUUGUGUUUGUGUUAAGUUUGCUACAAUUUUAACACACAUUAUACUUCCAAGAAGUAUGUAAUUGUCAAUAUUUUGUCAAUAAAGUUUUAUC
Messenger RNA from Perca flavescens (yellow perch), 2248 nucleotides. RefSeq names its product empty spiracles homeobox 2 (gene emx2). Gene Ontology annotation, molecular function: RNA polymerase II cis-regulatory region sequence-specific DNA binding; DNA-binding transcription factor activity, RNA polymerase II-specific. The transcript is spliced from 3 exons. The coding region runs from base 427 to 1167 and encodes 246 amino acids. NCBI's taxonomy places the organism in Eukaryota, Metazoa, Chordata, Actinopteri, Perciformes, Percidae. Gene Ontology annotation, cellular component: nucleus. Gene Ontology annotation, biological process: regulation of transcription by RNA polymerase II; central nervous system development; brain development. The record is from RefSeq and is a predicted model, not a curated record.